Messenger RNA from Geodia barretti, 771 nucleotides. The record is from the annotation of a GenBank genome assembly. NCBI's taxonomy places the organism in Eukaryota, Metazoa, Porifera, Demospongiae, Tetractinellida, Geodiidae.
GCAAUGCGCAUUGACACAAUUGCUGAAGCCACGUGAGUGUGCAACCAGUAAACCACAAGCAAAGCCAUCGUAUUUGCACGUCGACAUCUGUCGAUAAGGCUCUGACCAAUGAGAUUGCGCCAAAGCGUUCAAACCGCCCUCUUUUUAACGCACACCCGCAGAGAGAGCUAGCAACCGAUCGGGAGGGAGACUGCUGCCAUAAGCGCUUUAGUUUAGUCCAGCUUGGCGGUUUUGCAGAAGCCACGGGCAUUUCUCGAGAGUUCAACGUUACAGCAGGAAGCGUUCACCAACCGGUUGUUGUCGUCGUCUAAGCCCGUCUGCUUCAGAAGGAGAGAAAGGGCUGCAAAGUCGUUGACCCAGCGUCAAGAAACACUGAUUGCAGUUAAUGCUUAAACCAUGGCUCCACGUGGAGGUGUAAUCCUGCUAUGGCUUCUACUUUUUGCAGUCCACAGUUUUGCACGAGAGAUUGUUCGUGAUCCUGAAAACACGACUGUUUUCCUAAACCAAACUGCAAUGUUUACAUGUGAGACAAGAGGUGGCACCACUCUGUGGAAAAUCAAUGGAACACAGCGUGAAACCUUUCCGCCUGAAAUACGUAGUGAUCUGGUUGUCUCAGAGAUUACUACGCCUGAAGUCACUACACAGGAGAUUCUGACCAUUCCAGCCAGAGCCCAGUACAAUGGGACUAGAGUUCAGUGUCUGUCAGUACUUAUUAAGGGCUCCAUUACAGAGAUUGCAGAGAGUGACAAUGCCACAUUGACCAUUCAAGGU